AUGUCCACGGAACAAGUGUUUCCAACAUACUUUGAGGCUUGCAAAGAAAUGGGGCUGACAGAAGACGCAAAUGAGUACAGAAGGUCACUGAGAGAAAUUUCGGAAUGGUGUACUGCAGGCAGACUAAGAAAAAUGUUUGCACUGAUAUGUUGUAUUGCCACAGAGGAGCAAAUCACUGAAAUACCCGAACUGUGGGAAACGUUCAGAGACGCCAUGAUUGAUGAUUACUUGAGGAGGCGUUUGAACAGAGUACAGGCGAUAAAUGCAUGCCUGAGAUCUAUUGCUGAACACCUGAGUAGAAACGACAAGACCUUGACUGAAUUUGGUUUGCCACUGCCAGACGAGAAUGUUGCCGAUGAGCCAGAAGAACCGGGAGAAUUGAUGGAACAAGAUGUACACGUAAUUGAUGUCAACACAUUGAAUGUACAACAAAGAUUGGUGUAUGACCAAGUAAUGGAGACAGUUGAGAAGGUCGAGAGAGGCGACCACGUGCAAACGACAAUGUUCUACGUUGAUGGACCAGGAGGUAGUGGAAAAACUUACCUAUAUAAUGCUCUAUUGACCAACAUUAUUGGCAUGAACAAGGAUGCAAUUGCAGUUGCUUGGACAGGAAUGGCUUCCACCCUGCUGGAAAACUGCACCACCGUACACAAGGCGUUUAAAUUGCCCUUGAAUUUGACAGACAGUACGGUGGCAGGGUGGCCAGUGCAUCACUCAAAGUCUCGACGAAUAAUGAACUCUUCGCUGAUUGUUUGGGACGAGGCACCAAUGUCACCGAAACUGGCUUUAUACGCAAUUGACAAAUUCUUGAGAGACCUGAUGCGGGAGCCAAACAAACCAAUGGGUGGAAAGAUUGUACUGUUGGGCGGUGACUUUCGACAGGUUCUACCCUUCAUUCGACGUGGUCACCGCACCCAAGUGGUACAAUCCAGUAUCAAGUACAGCUACCUCUGGAAUUAUAUGAAAAAAUUCGAAUUAAGAAUCAACAUGCGACUCGAACAGGAUCAAGUGCAAUUUGGACAAUGGCUCAGUACUCUGGGAAACGGUACACUGCGAAUUCUUGAGCCCCGCCCCAUGAUAAAUGGCGUCGACGAUCUAAUUGAAGUACCGUCAGAGUGUGUGGUGGAAACAAAACACGAGCUAAUUGACGCUGUGUUUGGUGAACAGCUAGACCAAGAUACGUCCAUGACAGCAAUACUCUGUCCAACAAAUGUGUCCGCUAACGAGAUAAACGCUCAUAUAUUGAGAAAAAUUACAGUAGAACAGAGAGAAUAUCUGAGCUGUGACAGCUACACACUUGAUCCCAAUGACAAUUUCGACCCACCAAUUGAACUUUUGAAUUCAAUUGAAGCUCCUGGUCUACCACCGCACAGACUGACAUUGAAAAAGGGAGCCGUGGUAAUGCUUUUAAGGAAUGUUGAUUUACAAGCAGGCAUGUGCAAUGGAACUAGACUGAAAGUUGUACAACUCCAUGACCACACAAUAGACGUCGAGAUUUUGAGUGGAAAGCACAGGGGUGAGCAAUCACUCCUACCGCGUGUAAGAUUCAUCUGCGAGACGGAAAUUCUACCGCGGUCCCUCACUCGGUUGCAAUUCCCAGUCAAACUCGGUUAUGCCAUGACAAUUAAUAAAAGCCAAGGGCAAACUUUCAACAAAAUUGGUAUUUGUCUCGACACACCAUGCUUCGCACACGGUCAAUUGUACGUGGCGUUUUCGAGGGUUAGGAAAUGGGCCGAUGUAUUAGUCUAUGUGCGUGACGGUCCAAAACAGGGGACGUUUGGUUUCAAAGAUGGGCGUACUUUUACACGCAACGUCGUGUAUGCGUCCAUUGUAGAUCGAAACGACAACCAUAGUGAAGACAUGCAACAUAGUGGGGAAGAAGAACAUCAAAAUCUAAUCCCACUUCAUGCACAAAACUCACCACCAACUACCGGUCCAGUCUGUCCUGUCUAUGAACCCCACGACAAUGUGCCUGAAGACGUUGAGAUGGCGGGUGAUGACAAUGAACAAUUGGCUCAGGAGUUCAUCCAAAUCAUUGAAGACGAGAACACGUUCAUCACUGUUGUACACAACGACAGUGAGAAUGUUUCUCGUCACGAUCAACCAGGCACUUCCGGCAUUAGCAGGACAUUUUUACGUCCUGUCGCUGAUGACUCGGACAGUGACUGA
Molecule: messenger RNA, 2169 nt
Organism: Homalodisca vitripennis (glassy-winged sharpshooter)
Lineage: Eukaryota; Metazoa; Arthropoda; Insecta; Hemiptera; Cicadellidae
Product: ATP-dependent DNA helicase PIF1-like
Exons: 1
Coding region: 1-2169 (722 amino acids)
Biological process (GO): telomere maintenance; DNA repair
Molecular function (GO): DNA helicase activity
Source: RefSeq, a predicted model, not a curated record